Molecule: messenger RNA, 1416 nt
Organism: Peromyscus eremicus (cactus mouse)
Lineage: Eukaryota; Metazoa; Chordata; Mammalia; Rodentia; Cricetidae
Product: microtubule-associated protein 4-like
Exons: 1
Coding region: 34-1389 (451 amino acids)
Biological process (GO): neuron projection development; microtubule cytoskeleton organization
Cellular component (GO): neuron projection
Molecular function (GO): microtubule binding
Source: RefSeq, a predicted model, not a curated record
UGGAAUUCUCCAAAGGAGAAGUGUGGGGCAUACAUGGGCUGCAAAGAGCAGCUGCUGAAUAAAGCAUUGGAAAUGAUGGCUGAAGAGAAGACUGCUGAUGUGGUGCCAUCUAGAAAAACAGAGGUAUCUUCAUCCACAGACACGACACCAGGCACAGGACCCGAAGUGGCAUUUGCUAAAGAUACAGAAGAGACCAGGAAACCAGAUGUGAUGCUGUCAGAUGUCAUGCAGCCAUCCAGUGAAUCCGAUCUAUUCCUGGCUGAGGACAUGGAAGGACGUGUAGGAACAGAGGUGGCCCCUGUUAAGGAUGUCAUAUUGCCGACAGAAGAUGUAUCUUUGACCAAGGAUAUGGCACCUCCUACAGAAACUGAAAUGGUCCCAGGCAAGGAUGUGACACUGCCCAAAGAAACAGAGCUCACAUUUGCAGUAAAAAUGGACUUGGUACCACCUGAGGAUAUGGUACUUCCCAAAGAAACAGAGCUAGCCCCGGCCAGUGUCAUGGUUUCCUCCUCAGCAAUAGAAGCAGCACUGGCAAAGGAUGCUGAGUCCUCUGUGGAAAUACCCUCGGCUGAGGAGAUGGACUUGUCCUCAGAAACAGAGGUGGGCUUGAUAAGGGACUUGGCACUGUCCUCAGACACCCUGAUCAUCUUGACAAAGGAUGUAACAUUGCCCUUAGAAACAGAGGGAUCUCUGGCUGAGAGCAUGACUCCAUCUCUGGAAAGUGAAAUGACUCAGGAUAAGGAUAUGGCUCUACCCCCUGAAGCAAAAUUGGACAUGGUCAGAGAUAUGACUCCACUCCCAGAAUCAGAAGUGUCUCUGGGCAAGGAAGUGGUUAUACUUUCAGAAACAAAGGUGACUAAGAUCAACAAUUCGACCCCUCUUUCAGAAAAAGAGGUGGCCUCAAUCAAGGACAUUUCUCUGUCUCCAGAAACAGAGGCUUCCCUGGCUGAGGAUACCGUUCUGCCCUUAGGAACAGGGUUGACCCUGGACAACAAUGUGACUCCAGCCAAGGAUGUUGCGAUACUCUCGGAAACAGAAGUAGCAGCAGCUCAAAUUAAAGACAAGGAAAAUGCACAGUCCCAAGAACUAAGUAAAGACUCCCAGUUAGAAUCUGUCCAGCACAAGGGGCAGUCAGCAGUACCUCCUUGCAUGAUUCUACCAGAACCAGUCAAAGCUGCAGACCAAAAGUCUAACUUGCCAGUAGAUGAAGGUACUCUGCUAGAGAACUUAGAGCAGAAGGAAACCUCCAGCAGUCAGUCUUCUGACUUUCUGCAGGCAUGCUUCCCGGUGACUCAUUUGCUCCCAUGGCUGUUGGAUCUCAGGAGUGGUCUGUGGAAGCCUCAGACUCUCCAUACUCAGAAUCCUUGGUUUCUCCAGAAGGUAGUCUAGAAAUCCUACAGCCGGCAGCAGAGUGAU